This is a messenger RNA of Brassica napus (rape), 2088 nucleotides long. Its product is annotated as AAA-ATPase At3g28600-like. NCBI's taxonomy places the organism in Eukaryota, Viridiplantae, Streptophyta, Magnoliopsida, Brassicales, Brassicaceae. The record is from RefSeq and is a predicted model, not a curated record. The coding region runs from base 35 to 1504 and encodes 489 amino acids. Gene Ontology annotation, molecular function: ATP binding; ATP hydrolysis activity. The transcript has a single exon.
UGGUUACAGAAAGAAACAUACUUUGAGAAAGAAGAUGAUAAUGAUGGGAAACACAUUUGGUUCAGGCAUGGCGAGUGUGUUUUUCUUAUGGGCAACCGUUCAACAGUUCUUCCCUAAUCACCUCAAGAUCGCCAUUAAGGAGUGUUUAAUCUCUUCAAUCCAACAAUUCACCUUUGUCCAGAGACUUUCAGACAGAUUCAUCACUUUCUUCUCUCCUUACGUCGAAAUUAAAAUCUCUCAGUACGAUGGUUAUCAAUACAAUCACGCCUUCGCAUCCAUCGAGACCUACCUUGGUGAAAAAGCUACCGACAAAGCCAAGCAUCUCAGAGCAAGCCAGGUCAAAGAGAGCAAAGACUUGGUCUUGAAACGAGACGACACUAGAACCCGAGAUGAGUACAAAGGAGUUAACGUCUGGUGGGAGAUUGAAACUGAUUCCGAAGGGUUUAGAACAUACAAACUCACUUUCCAUCGACGGUCACGUGACAUUGUAACGAAUUCUUACAUGAAACACAUUUUUGAAGAAGGGAAACUGAUAGACGCCAAGAACAAGAAGAUGAAGCUGUAUACAAACAACCCUAGCUCUAGCUGGGGUCCUAACAAGACUGCUUUAUGGAGAUGCAUUGAUUUUGAGCAUCCCGCGAGUUUUGAUACAUUAGCUAUGGAUUCAAAGAAGAAGGAAGAGAUCUUGAAUGAUCUUGCUGCGUUUAGUAAUGGGAAAGAGUACUACAAGAAGAUUGGGAAAGCUUGGAAGAGGGGUUACUUGCUGUAUGGGCCACCGGGGACCGGUAAAUCCACAAUGAUAGCUGCAAUGGCGAAUUUAUUAAACUAUAGUAUCUAUGAUGUUGAGCUCACAGCUAUAAAGGACAACUCGGAGUUGAGGAAGCUACUCAUUGGUACAGCUACUAAGUCUAUAAUUGUAAUUGAAGACAUUGAUUGUUCUUUGGAUCUAACGGGUCAAAGAAGUUUCAAGAAGAAGAAGAAGAAGAAGAAGAAGAAGGAGAGGUUCUUGAUGAGUUGGAAAAAAGAAAAAGAUAAAGACCAAGAAGAAGGCAAAGAAGAGAACAAGAGUUUUGUAACGCUUUCUGGUCUUUUAAACUUCAUAGAUGGGAUCUGGUCUGCUUGUGGACAAGAGAGGAUCAUUGUCUUCACGACGAAUCACUUGGCUAAACUUGACCCGGCUUUAAUCAGGAGAGGGAGAAUGGAUAUGCACAUUGAGCUGUCUUACUGUACUUUCGAGGCGUUCAAGAUUCUUGCCAAGAACUACUUGGAUCUUGAUACUCAUCCUCUGUACACUAAAAUAGAGUCUUUGUUGAAGGAAACGAAGAUUGCACCAGCUGAUGUCGCCGAGAACUUGAUGAAGAAGAAGAGUGAAAUAGAUGCUGAUGGAUCACUGAAUGAUCUGAUUGAUGCUCUGGAGGGGAAGAAUGCUCAGAAAGCCACAGUAGAUGAAAGCAGUGAGAAACAUGGUAUCAAAAGAUUUAAUCCAUUCCGCAAUUUAUUUUAAGCAUUUGAAUAUAAGAUUCAUGGUUGAUGUUUUUAGCUUAUAAGUUUUGUUUGUCUAAUAAAUAGUAAGCAGACUACAUAGCUGUUUAGACGAUUCGAUUAUCUUGUUUUUUUUUCUAACUUUUUAGCAUUUUAGAAUGCAGCACUUGCUAUUUGAAGCAUUUGAAUAUAAGAUUCAUGGUUGAUGUUUUAGCUUAUAAGUUUUGUUUGUCUAAUAAAUAGUAAGCAGACUCUACAUAGCUGUUUAGACGAUUCCAUUAUCUUGUUUUUUUUUCUAACUUUUUAGCAUUUUAGAAUGCAGCACUUGCUGUAGCCAAUAAUCAUAGAUAAGUGAAAAAAAUGUGAAAUAGAGACAACAUUAAAUGAGAUGGCUUGUUGUUUGUUUAUAAAGUUUUCUCAACAUUCCUGCCAUGGCCAUGUCAAGUAUGUAUUACGUUAAAAAAAAAUGUAUUACGUUGUUCUACUAUUCAAAAGUCACAAACACUCUGAUUGAAUAAGAGAAUCUUCAAUUCGAUGUCUCACUAAUAUAAGAUGAAAUGGAUUCUCCAUAUAUACACGUACACCUUUGUAUCCAUGCAAAUAUAU